UGUCCCCGUCCGCUUUCCGGGUGAGGAGCGAAUCAACACGAACGAGUCCAGUGUGUGUGUGUGUGUGUGUGUGUGUGUUGGAGACAUGUCGAGCAGCAAGCUGAUGAGAGCCAUCAAAGUGAGUGAGUUUGGAGCUCCGUCGGUUCUGAAACUCUGCUCAGACGUGACUGUCCCUCAGCCUGGACACAGACAGGUGUUGAUUCGUGUCCAUGCCUGUGGGGUGAACCCUGUGGAAACUUACAUCCGGUCUGGGACAUACGCCCGUAAGCCCACCCUGCCAUACGUACCGGGCACAGAUGUAGCUGGAGUGGUGGAAACCACUGGAGAAGGUGUCACUGCAGUAAAGGCAGGAGACCAUGUGUUCACCACAGCGACAGUUAGUGGAGGUUAUGCAGAGUACACCGUAGCAGCUGACGACUGUGUCCACAAACUGCCCGCUUCUUUAGACUUCGCCCAGGGUGCUGCCAUUGGGAUCCCUUACUUCACCGCCUACAGAGCUCUGGUUCACAAAGCCCGGGCCAAGGCUGGAGAGACUGUCCUCAUCCAUGGAGCCAGUGGAGGGGUUGGUGUGGCGGCGUGCCAGUUGGCCCGUGCUCUGGGUGUCAAAGUGCUGGGGACAGCAGGCACACCAGAGGGAAUGAAGCUGGUUCUCAACAACGGAGCUCACCUGGCCUUUAAUCACAGAGAAGAGGGCUACACAGAUAAAAUGAUGGAAGCCACAGAGGGCAGAGGCAUAGAUGUGGUACUGGAGAUGCUAUCAAAUGUUAACCUCAGCAAAGACCUCCAGAUGUUGGCCUACGGAGGACGCGUUGUGGUCGUUGGCUCCAGAGGCUCCAUAGAGAUCAACCCCCGUGACACCAUGGUUAAAGAGAGCAGCAUCUUGGGAGUGGCCCUUUUCUUUGCUACGCCGGAGGAGACGAGGGAGUGUGCAGCGCUGCUCUACGCAGGGAUGGAAGCUGGUUGGCUGCGUCCAGUCGUCGGCUCCCAGUAUCCGCUUGACAAGGCCUCUCAGGCCCACCAUGACAUCAUUGAGUCUCCCGGGGCUGGUGGGAAGAUAGUCUUGACCAUGUGAUGAUAUGACGAUAUCGCGGGUGAAGAGGGUUCUGGCUGUUCCUAAAGGGGAGGCUCUCGAAGAGCUAACAGAGAAAGCAGAAAUCAAAGAAAACAGUGGUUAACAUGAUAAAUCACAAAAUCAUGAAGUAAUUACCGAGAAUUAUCUUAAAUCUCCUUUGCUGUAGUGAGCGAAUGCACAAGAGUAACAAAAUCAUCAAAUUCCUGUGAUCUUUAAUGCUGCAUUGAAGUGAUUAUUUUGGCCACUUGGGGGCAGCAGAACACAGCACUGACACCUUAUAAUGGGGGUGGGGGUGUUAAAAUAUUUAUAUUUACUCUCUUUAUAGUUCUGUUUUGGUCUUCACCAACUCCUGAGAACAAGUCUGGCCGACUCAAGUAACCAAUAAAAGUAGUAAUUUGGUUCAUUUUAAGAUAAACUUUUGAUUUGUGCCGCUUUAAGUAAAUGUUUAAGACGAGUCACUGUAAUCAGGAAAUAACACUCUUUUCUAUUGUGCAUUGGGUCUAAUUUAAUCAAGAAGGUGCCUGAUUUUUUUUCAUCCUAACUGAUGACGACAAAUGCAAGAACUUGAGGGUUUAAUUAAUUCAAUUAAUUAUCUUCUUGAAUUAUAAAACUGCAUUACUGUGUUACACACAGUUAAUGUUAUAGAAGAUUAGCCACAGAAAUUCUGAUUACUAAAGAUACUUAAAUUUCCAAAUGUGAUCUGUGCUCAAGAAUCCUAGGAAAGCAAAAGAGGUGUUUUUAUUACCUGUAAAUUGUGAAUGAAAAUAACAUGGAUUAAUAAAAAAGAUAUUUUGUGAAUAUUUUUA
Messenger RNA from Scatophagus argus, 1878 nucleotides. RefSeq names its product crystallin, zeta (quinone reductase) (gene cryz). Gene Ontology annotation, molecular function: NADPH binding; quinone reductase (NADPH) activity; zinc ion binding. Lineage: Eukaryota; Metazoa; Chordata; Actinopteri; Scatophagidae. Gene Ontology annotation, cellular component: cytosol. Bases 86 to 1072 code for a protein of 328 amino acids. The record is from RefSeq and is a predicted model, not a curated record. The transcript is spliced from 8 exons.